Molecule: messenger RNA, 2926 nt
Organism: Salarias fasciatus (jewelled blenny)
Lineage: Eukaryota; Metazoa; Chordata; Actinopteri; Blenniiformes; Blenniidae
Gene: cwf19l2
Product: CWF19 like cell cycle control factor 2
Exons: 19
Coding region: 10-2817 (935 amino acids)
Biological process (GO): mRNA splicing, via spliceosome
Cellular component (GO): post-mRNA release spliceosomal complex
Source: RefSeq, a predicted model, not a curated record
GGCAGUGUCAUGGCGGCCUCCGGAGUCAGUUUUGAGAGUUCGUGCAGCAUCGAUGAAAGAAAAGCCAAUAAACGUCAGGCACGGCAAGAGGCAUUAGAAAAGGCCAAACAUGAGUAUGAGAAGGAAGAGAGAAAGAAGCAGCUGAAGAGGCAGAGGGGGGAAGACACAUGGAUGCUCCCGGAAGUCAAUGACAGACUUCAGCAGAUCCAGGAGGAAGGUUCCGAUAAGAGCAAGAAAAAGAAAGAUAAGAAAUCAAAAAAGAAAAAGAAGAAGGCCAAGAAGGAGAAGAAGACGUCUGAAACAGGAGAUGGCUCCAAUGACAGCUCCGAGGGCUCAGACGAGGAGUGGGUGGAAGCUCAGCCUCAGGCACAAACUACCACCAAAGCCUGGAAAAUUCCUGAUUCCUCCGAGCCUCCAGAGACUGAACUCAGUCCAGCCCAGAGUGCCCAGAGAGACGAAUGGAUGACUUUUGAUUUCUUGGCAAUGAAAACUACUUCCACCUCGGAGAGAAGAGCAGAGAAAGAACGACAGAAAGAGGAAGAGAGAGCGAAGGCUCAGGCCAUUGAACAGGCUGGUUUGCACAAACUGGAGCUGAACCCAUAUUGGAAAGAUGGAGGAACAGGGCUGCCCCCGGAGGAGAUGGCGGGUACUGCGGUCAAAAAAGGGUCGAUAGUAAAUGACGGCGGUCUGAGCUGGCUGAAGAAGAGCUACCAGAGGAUGAAGGAGCAGGCCGAGCGGGAGCAGCGCAGUCUGAACGACGUGGUGUCUGAGAGAUACGGAUCGAUGGAAGAAUUCCAGCAGAGGCUUGCCGAAGCUGAGAAAGCGGUGUAUGGCGAGAGGAGAGGGGGAGACGGCACAGCGAGAGGCGGCUGGAGGAGGGGAGAAGAGACCAGGUGGAGGAGAAAAGAGGAAGACACGGAAGACAGAGACCGAUGGAGAAGAAACGAACGAGAGAGAGACUCACCGUCCCGAGAUAGAGAGAGACGCCACGCUGGGAGAGAAGAGGAGAGAGAGAAGCAUCGAGGAAAAGAAGAGGAGAGGGUUCAGGAUGGCGAGCGGUAUCGAGAGAGAGACAGGGACAGAGAAAGACACAGGGACAGAGAGAGGGAUGGAAGAGAGGGACAGCGGGAGAGAGAGAGAGACGGGGACAGACAGAAAGAAAGGAGUAGACAUAGGGAUGAAGACAGGAGCCGCAACAGAGAAAAGGAUGAAUCCAGUGCAGCAGCGUCAUCCGAACUAAGUUGGAGUAAACGAUCCCUUUCACUUGGGUCACUCCAAGGUCGCUUCCUCAAACCCACGGAAGACGAGGACAGCCAUGAAGCACCGAGUCGCGUCCGUCCUCCGACGCGUCCGUCUGCAGGCUUCCUGAAGCCCAGCUCCGACGACGAGGACUGCGGUCCUCAGGGCAGCAGCGUUCCAGCCUGGAAGAAGAGCAGCGCUCCAGAUUCCGACAGCUUCACAAAACCACCACAGGAAAACCAGAGGCGCGCUGAGCAAACGGCUCCCCGACCGGCCCAGCCGUCAAGGAGUCAGAGUGAGGAUGAUGACGAGCAGGAGGAAGAGGCGCCAUUGAUGUCAGAGGAGGAGAUGAACAAACUGGGAUCCAAGCUGAUAAAAGCGGAGAUUAUGGGCAACACGGCCAUGGUUGAAAAGCUGAAAUCUCAACUGGAGGCAGCUCAAAAAGCAAAGGAGAGCCACGCUGCCAAGAAGAAGCUGCAAGAAGCAUCCAGAACCAGCCAGGUCGCAGGUCGUUCCAGCGACGAGCAGGAAGUCCUGCUCUUCAGAACCGAUCAGUCCGGCCGGGCCUGGCCUGUGAACGCUCCCUCUGGACCUCAGGAACCCCAUGGAGGACGGCGAAAGAAGAAACCGAUUGAAACCCACGUCGAUGGCGAGCGCGUGCGCUACUUCCAGGACGACGACGGCAUUGGCCUGCAGGAGAUGGUGAGGAGGGAGAAGAUGAGCUCGGCACAGGAUCAGAACGCCCUUUACUCCCGCAUGGCCGCCAAGAUGAUGGGGAAGACGGAUGGAGAGAACUACACGCUGGAUGACAUGUUUGUGUCGAGCGCGGCGCAGCGGGAGGGAGAAGGCCGGGAGGAGGAGCGCAUGAGGAGCAGAGCCAUCGGGGAGAGUAGGAGGCUGGCGGCCUCCAUGGAGAAAUGCCAGCACUGCUUCAGCAGCAGCGAGCUCCAGAAACAUCUCAUCGUCGCCAUCGGGAGCAAGGUGUAUCUGAGCCUGCCUGCAGGCGUGUCUAUGACCGAGGGACACUGUCUCAUCUGUCCUCUGCAGCAUCACUGCUCCGCCACGGGCCUGGACGAGGACGUCUGGUCGGAGAUGCAGCUGUUCCGGCGCACCUUGGUGCGCAUGUUUGAGUCCCAGGAGCUGGACUGUGUGUUCAUGGAAACGCACAUGAACCCACGCAGACGCCAUCACAUGGUCCUGGAGUGUAUCCCGCUUCCUAAAGAACUCGGCGACAUGGCCCCCAUUUACUUCAAGAAAGCCAUCAUGGAGUGUGAUGAGGAAUGGGCCAUGAACAAGAAGGUCGUCGACCUCUCCUCAAAAGACAUUCGCAAAGCGGUUCCUCGAGGUCUGCCAUACUUUGCUGUGGACUUUGGACUUCAGGGCGGUUACGCUCAUGUCAUUGAAAACGAGCAGAAGUUCCCCCGGUACUUCGGCAAGGAAGUGGUUGGAGGCAUGAUGGACUUGGAGCCUCGAAGGUGGAGAAAGACGAUCAGAGAAAACUUUGAUGAUCAGAGGAAAAAAGUCCUGCAGUUUUCGCUGUGGUGGAAACCGUACGACUGUACCAAGACCGAGGCCUAGCUGACCUUUAACCUCCAUGCUCACAUAGAUUCCCCUCUCAGAUUUGGAUAUUUGGUGUAAAAUACUUACUAGAAUUUGUCUUGUGAAGUUAUUUUUACUUGAAUAAACU